AUGCCAGAGGCCUCGGGAAAGCGGGUCGAGGCGACUCCAGGGACGGCGGCUGGCCCGAGGGUCAGGGCGCUGCCUCCAAGGCCAGCUGUCCGAGAAGAUCUCCUCCAUCGAUCCCCCAGCGGCUGGGUGCAUCUCCACAACGGUAUAGGAUACGAGUGUGAUACAAAUAUUACCAUACAGAUCGCCGAAUGGAGCCUUGGGAAAGAGGCUGCAGUACCCAUAUUCUUAAACUUAUACAAUAAGGUAUGUGAUUGUAUGGGCUCUCACAAAGACACAUGUACUUUGCUCACUCGACCCCCGAUGCGACAAUAUCACAGACCUUUGUAUAUGUGUCUUCAUGCGAAGACGGUGUCCAUCAACAUCAUCGAGGAGGACAGCUACGAGAAGGACGUCCUAUUCUACGUGGACAUCGGCGAGCCACAAGCCAUUGGAGAUACUCCGGAAAUUAAAAAGAAACAAGUGAAAGAAGACAUUGACUUCGACCUAGGUUUCGAAUUCGCCAACAAGGAGAGCGACCUGACCGAGGAGGAGAAGAUCGCGCUGCUUGGCAAGCCUAAGCUCGGCAACUCGACUCGCACACAGAUCAGGGUCAAGGAGAACAAGGAGUACAAGAAUAUGGUUGACAAGUUGGUGAAGAAGGCUAACGCAUCUCUCCUUGUUGGAAGCUCCUCUUGGAGGGAACAGUUCAGUGAAGCCAUCACGGUCCAACCUGGUAAGUCCUGGAGGUUCUGGUUUUCUCCUUUUUUCGUAGAGGGAAAUGAUUCUCAGUAACACCCUAGAACUUUUGUCGAUUCACCUCGCCAUGAAAUGCAUCUGAAUUUUUUUUUCUCUCUCUCUCUCUCCACAAUCACUCCCACCCCAACAGACAUCGCCAAGGGUUACCCAACGUUUGUAAUCUCUAUUUUGGGCAUUGGUCUUCUUACUGCCUUUAUCGGUGACUUUGCCUCUCACUUCGGCUGUUCUAUUGGCCUGAAGGACUCGGUGACAGCCAUUGCCUUUGUGGCUUUGGGUACCAGUGUUCCAGAUACCUUUGCCUCAAAGGUGGCCGCCCAGCAGGAUCCCUACGCUGACGCCUCUGUGGGUAACGUCACGGGCUCCAACGCUGUCAACGUGUUCCUUGGUAUUGGUAUCGCAUGGACCCUUGCUGCUAUCUACCACAAUGUCCAAGGAAGAGACUUUGAAGUCUUGCCUGGCAACUUGGCCUUCUCAGUGACACUGUUCUGCGUGGAGGCAGCAGUAGCCAUUAUGGUGAUGAUGAUCAGGCGACACCCAAGCGUCGGCGGAGAGCUCGGCGGGCCAAGAAUCCCCAAGAUUUUGACGUCCACCUUCCUCGCCUUCUUGUGGGUCUUCUACGUGUUCAUGUCCUCCCUGGAAGCGUACGACAUCAUCCCCUCUCUAUGAAUAAUCCGUUCCGGUUGUGAGGACGUCGCAAGGCUGAUGGGCAACGUGCCAUGGCGGGCGAUGAGGUUCUACCGCGACCUCUGCCCGAGCUUGGCCGGUCAAAAGCAGCGUAGACUAGCUAACCAUUGCCAUUAUCCGCCGUGCGGCCUAAGCGGCAGCGUUGUGUGAGUGACUACUACGUGUGAUGUCCUCCACUAUCACCACCAACACCUCCACCUCUUCCACCACCAAAAUUACAUCCGGUCCUGUGUCAUCCAAAGGGCCUGUUUCUAGCUGUCAUGUCCACUUGCUCUGUUUAAUUUUUUUCUGUUUUUUAUUUAUUUGUAUUUUAUGAGGCUGGUCGAUCUGCAGCCCUCUUGAGCCUGUUUAUACCCUGUGGACGUGACUCACGAGCAUUCCUCACUAACAGUGCCGUACCUCUGUCUCAUCCUAGCACAAAUUUCAGUUUUUGGCAUGGCGGUGCUUGUGGAUGCUACGGGAGACCAUUAAAACGAGGUUAUUACAACAAUAAUCAUAUGCAGCGACUAUGACGGAAGCUGCAUAUGGUUACGAUCAAAAAAACAAAUACAAAAUAACACAAAACUAAAAAAAAAAUAUUUGUACGACUACUUCCUCCAUAAGUGUAAGUAGUAAAUGCAAUGAUAGUCAUGAAUGGUUGCUAUGGUGACAGCAUACAGUGGCUGCUAUGCCACAGCUGUGAAUGGCUAUACUUGGUAGCCCUUGUUGCUCUCAUAGCCUCUCUUCUGAUAGCCACCAUGACCAUGUUCACAGUGGUGUGUCGGUCGUGUCUCUGGUCGCCCACAUCCGCCAUACGUUGGGAAUACUUUGGGUGACCAAGGUGUCCACUGCCCCAUACACUCGACUAACGCCCAGCACUUUCCUCUUUAAUAAUGGCCUACUCUUACAAACUCUUGGGAAAAAAAUGAUAAAAAAAAAUCAAUUAAGAAAAGUCUACCCUCAUUCCUUGUAUGUUAUCUUUUAAGUUGUUUUAUUUUUCUGUUUUACCACAAGUGGGUUUUGUUUCUGUGGUUGUAUUGUGUGCCAUCAUCCCCCUUAGCCCUGCCACUAUGGUUGUGUCUUGUCAUUAAUGCCUCAUUCAUGCCACUGUGGUUGUGCUGUGUCAUUAAUGUGUCAUCCAUGCCACUCUGGCUGUCUCUCUCGCCGUCAGUCUGUCCCAGGCCACCGUGGUUUCUUCUCCAAUAACCUAGUAAAGAGUAAAAGCAGUACAAUGAGGCUAGUCAAUGGUUUGCAUAAUUAAGUAGAAUCAAAAGUUGAAAUAGCGAAACCAUUCAGAUGAGUGCCUUCAAUGUCGAGAAUAUUUAUAGAGAGUUUAUUGAUUAGUGAUUUUUUGAUGAUCUAGAAUCCUACAUCUUCUGCCAAUUGGUUCGUAGUCGCCAUCACUUCAAAAUCUCCCGACUAGGUUCUCCCCUUAAUCUUGUGAGGAAAUAGUGACACAGAGUACUGUGUCUGAGAAGUUGUCCCCACCAAUCAUCCUUCAUGACAUUUGUUAUUCAUCACUGUACAUCAUCAACCUGUAGGAGGCAUUAUUUUCCUUUGUCAAAUUAUCUACAGUGAGAAGAUGAACUUGAUGUUCGUUGGGAGUGUUGAACGUUUUCUGUUCGAUAGACAUAUUUUAUAAAUGUUACAUUAUUGUUAAGGAUUAUAGUGGAAACAUCAAAGCAAAUGAAUAUUCGAAAAGAAAUUACUGUGGGAAAGUAUUGUUCAUUUGAAAGAGUCGCGAAAUGUAAAUAAUCAAAAUUUGCACUGUACAUAGGUAGCUGUAUACCUCAUCGAUCUGUUGUAGCCAGUUUUAUACACAAUAGCCAGGCUCUUUCAAAUAUUUGUAUAGCAUAAACGAAACACACCACGCUCCUCUCAGAGAUUAUGAGGAGACGUUCUAAGGAAAAAAAACAAGAGCUCGGUUAGUUUGUUGUUACCGAGCCUUAACAAAGAACAGCGAAGAAAAUGGAUCUCUUUCUAAAAUAGUUUUUUCUGACUCUAUGUGCCAUUGGCCAUUCUCGAAAGCCAUGUAAGCUCAGGAUAUACUUCGAUAUCUUCUUUUUUUCUGAUUUUUCCUACUUCGUGAAAAUCACUCUGACCUUUAGAUAGCUAUACGCGACUGGAUAUUAAUAAGAUUUUUUUUCUUCUUCUAUGUAAUCCAACAUAUAAGAAAAAAGGAAUUGUCCUGAAACAGUGGGUAUGUUCUGACGUGCCAAGAUAAGGUGAUCUCUCGUGACGGAGCUUACAUGAGUUUUUUUAUUUAUUUAUACAUAUAUAUUUUUUUCUUUUUUUGCUUGCUUAUAUUCCAGACGAAUCAAGAUUUCUAGAUAAAACUCAGGUCAAGUUCAGAA
Molecule: messenger RNA, 3752 nt
Organism: Penaeus monodon (black tiger shrimp)
Lineage: Eukaryota; Metazoa; Arthropoda; Malacostraca; Decapoda; Penaeidae
Product: sodium/calcium exchanger 1-like
Exons: 10
Biological process (GO): sodium ion transmembrane transport; calcium ion import across plasma membrane
Cellular component (GO): axon; postsynapse; sarcolemma
Molecular function (GO): calcium:sodium antiporter activity
Source: RefSeq, a predicted model, not a curated record